AUGAACUUUGCUGCCCAAUUUUUCUACUCGAGGUACUUGAGCGAGCGACUUGAGCGGUUGUACUCACCUAGACCUGCAAUUAAAGACAGCGAGGAGAAUGACCCCUUCUGGCAGAGAGAGGAGCUGCGUCUGGGACCCAGUCAUCCCGGUGCCUCUCACAAAUGCGGCCCUGUCAGUAAUGGCUCCGCAUGCCGCAGACUCACCCUCAUUGAACCGGAGAGGCUGAAGGACUUUGGUGAGGAGGAGCUUUUCAAUGGGGAUGUGAAGGUCUUUGACACCAAGGAGGUUGGGGCUCCUGAGUUCUUCCUCCAGGAGCCACCAAAAACCAGAAGAGUCAGCGAGUUCCGUAUCGUCCCCAGACCUCCAAUCCAUUACCUCCGCUUUGAGGACAUCAGUGCGGCAGCGUUCAAGAUCCAGUCAGGGAUACAGAAGACGCCCUGCACGUACUCCAGACUGUCCAAACAGUACGGGAUGGAGAUCUACCUGAAGAAAGAGCAUCUGCACUACACAGGCUCUGUGAAGGAGAGAGGAGUGCUCUACCUGCUCACCUCCCUCUCUCAGGAGCAGCAGAGGAAGGGUGUGAUCGUGGCCACUGACUGUAACUUCUCCAUGGCUGUGGCUCAUCACGCAGUGGAGCUGAAGAUCCCGGUGUUCGUCAUCAUGCCGUCGUGCUGCUCCUCAGCUCGCCUCAGGAUCUACAGAGACUACGGCGCCAUGGUCAUCUCCUACGGCAGUAUGGGCCACGACUCCCGGAACCACGCCCGCCAUCUGGCCAAAGAGAACGGAUACCUCUAUAUGGAAGAAGAUGAAAGUGCAGCGUACCUGGCAGGACUGGGCACCGUGGGCAUGGAAAUCUACGAACAAGUGCCCAAACUGGACGCAGUGGUUGUUCCUGCAGCUGGACAGUACGGUCUGCUGGCCGGCACCGCGGCCGCCAUCAAACACCUCAACUCACAAAUUCUUGUCAUAGGAAUUGAACCAGAAGGUUUCCCUCUGCUGUUACAAUCUCUGAAAACAGACAGUCCAAUCAAAGACAUGCACAGCAGCCCCAACAAGAAACUCUACAGAGAUCUUGUGGAGCACUCGCUCGGUGAUAACACCUUCCACCUGGCAAAGAAACUAGUAAAUAAAGUCAUCACUGUCAGUGAGGAGGACUCUCUGGUGGCUAUGCUGCGGUUUCAGGAGUUUGAACGCUCCACUGUGGACACAGAGGGAGCCAUGGGACUGGCUGCCAUCUUGGCCGGUCAACUGCCAGAACUUAAAGGAAAAAAGGUGGCUGUGGUGGUGAGCAGUGCCAACAUGGAGCUGGAGCUGGUGAGGCAGUGUGUGGACCGAGCCCUGGUGCUGGACGAGCGGGUCAGUAAGUUCUCAGUGCAGCUGGGCGAGUGGCCGGGAGACAUGGCCAAGCUUCUGGACGUCCUGUCCAGAGCAGACGUCAGGUUGUUGGACGUCUGCCAUCGGAGACACGGUGACAAGUCCGAUCUCUUCAAUGCAAAGGUGGAGUGUGUGGUGGAGACCAGGGAUAAGACACAGAGCGCUCAGCUGCGUAAGAUGCUGACUGAGCGCUACCCUUCUAUAUGCUGGCUGGACCGGUGAUUGAUCACAACAACACAAACUAUAUUCAUGAUAGAAAAGGACAUGACUUACUCGUAAGAUCACUUGCAAACACUAUCGUCAUUAUUAAACUGUGUGAAAUACAACAAUAAGAAAAGAGCUGAUCAGCAAACCCUAAUACAAGAAGCCUUGAGAUUAUAGUGAAUAUUACCCGUCCUGCUUUUAUUAAUUCUGCUGCUGCUUUGUGCUUUCUGCACCGUGUGAAUAGAAUUAAGUUCUCAUUGUUGAACAUUAAUCACAAAUAUAACACUGAUAACACUCCCUAAAAACAGCAGCAUUAAACAAAUCCAUUUUCCAAAUCCAUAUUCUUUUUAAACUGUUGUACAUAUGUAUUUAUACUGUCUUGAUGUGGUAUAUAGUGUCAAUCCAAGUAAACAGGUUAAUGAUAAAUAA
Messenger RNA from Paralichthys olivaceus (Japanese flounder), 2007 nucleotides. RefSeq names its product L-threonine ammonia-lyase-like. Lineage: Eukaryota; Metazoa; Chordata; Actinopteri; Pleuronectiformes; Paralichthyidae. Gene Ontology annotation, biological process: L-serine catabolic process; L-threonine catabolic process. Gene Ontology annotation, molecular function: L-serine ammonia-lyase activity; threonine deaminase activity. The record is from RefSeq and is a predicted model, not a curated record.